Molecule: messenger RNA, 1683 nt
Organism: Aspergillus homomorphus CBS 101889
Lineage: Eukaryota; Fungi; Ascomycota; Eurotiomycetes; Eurotiales; Aspergillaceae
Product: putative tannase
Exons: 2
Coding region: 1-1683 (560 amino acids)
Source: RefSeq, a predicted model, not a curated record
AUGGCCCUCGCUCAUGGAGCUAGCUUGAGUGAUAUCUGUACUUCCAGCUACGCCAAAUCUGCUUUCCCAGCCACCAACUUCAUCGCCGGAAUUACUCUUGACCCUGCGUCCAUCACCACAGCCCUCGUCACCAACAGCUCUGUCACGAGUGACUUCUACCCCUCGUCCGUCAUCGACUACUGCAAUGUCACCUUUGCGUACUCUCACAAUGGCCGCAAUGACCAAGUGUACCUUCAAAUCUGGUUGCCAGACCCUUCCAACUUCCAGAAUCGGUGGCUUUCCACGGGAGGCGGUGGGUAUGCAAUUAACUCGGGAUCAAAUUCCCUCCCUGGAGGUGUCAUUUACGGCGCUGCAUCUGGUCUGACAGAUGGAGGAUUCGGGUCCUUUGACACCAACGCCGAUGCGGCGAUGCUGCUGGCCAACUACACCCUCGACUACGAAACGCUGUACAUGUUCGCAUACAAGGCGCACUGGGAGCUGACCAAGAUCGGCAAGGCAUUUACCAAGAACGUCUACAAUAUGACCGCCAGUGACAAGCUAUACGCGUACUACCAAGGUUGCUCCGAGGGUGGUCGUGAGGGCUGGAGUCAGGUCCAGCGGUACGGAGACGAGUGGGAUGGAGCUGCAAUUGGCGCCCCGGCCUUUCGCUGGAGCUUCCAACAGACCCAGCACCUCUGGAGCAACGUCGUCGAGCAAACCCUCGGCUACUACCCACCACCCUGCGAGCUCGAGAAGAUCGUCAACGCGACCAUCACCGCCUGCGACCCGCUCGACGGCAAGACCGACGGUGUCGUCUCGCGCUCCGACCUCUGCAUGCUCCACUUCAAUAUCAGCAGCCUCAUCGGCGAGCCGUACUCAUGCGCUGCCAGCGCUGGCAGCCACUACACCAGCGCAACACCCGCACAGAACGGGACCGUCUCCGCACAAGGCGUGCAAGUCGCACAAAAAAUCCUCAACGGCACGCACGACUCAGCCGGUAAGCGCGUGUACUUCUCCUACCAGCCGGCCGCGUCAUUCGACGACGCCGCGACGCAGUACAACGCCACGACAGGGCAGUGGGAGCUGAGCAUCGACCAGCUGGGCGGCGAGCACAUCGGGCUGCUGGUGUACGAGAACGGGACAACGCUCGACAGCCUCGCGGGGGUGACCUACGACACCCUCAAAUACUGGAUGAUCUCCGGCCUGCGCGACUACUUCAGCACUCUGCAGACCACCUGGCCCGACCUGACCCCCUUCCACGCCGCCGGUGGCAAGGUCAUUCACUUCCACGGCGAGGCCGACGCCUCCAUUCCGACCGCCUCGUCCGUCCGCUACUGGGAGUCGGUCCGCGAUGUCAUGUACCCGUCUCUCGGCUACAACGAGAGCGCCGCCGCCCUGAACGACUGGUACCGUCUCUUCCUCGUGCCUGGGGCGGCGCACUGCGCGAUCAACGAGGCGAUGCCCAAUGGGCCAUUUCCGAAUAAGAAUCUUGAGGUGCUGAUUGACUGGGUGGAGAGCGGUGUUGUGCCGGUUACGCUGAAUGGCACUGUGCUGCAGGGCGAGAAUCAGGGCCAGGAGCAGAAGAUCUGCGCGUGGCCGCUGCGUCCGCUGUGGAGCGGGGAUGUGAUGCAGUGUGUCUACGAUCAGGCUUCUAUUAAUACUUGGCAUUAUGAUUUGGAUGCUGUGCCGGUGCCUGUUUACUAG